This is a messenger RNA of Dibothriocephalus latus, 204 nucleotides long. The record is from the annotation of a GenBank genome assembly. NCBI's taxonomy places the organism in Eukaryota, Metazoa, Platyhelminthes, Cestoda, Diphyllobothriidea, Diphyllobothriidae.
AUGGGUGUGUUUCUGUCUGUGGACUGGGUUAUGGUGUCAUAUGCCAGAGUUGUUAUGGUGGGAGUAAUGGAUGUGUUGCUGGUUGUGGCCUCGGUUAUGAUGUCAGAUGCCAGUGUUGUUGUGCUAGAAGGAAUGGGUAUUUUGCUGGUUGUGUUCUCGGUUGUGGUUUCGGGUGUUGGCGGUGACGAUGUUGUUGGGAAUGAU